Messenger RNA from Paramormyrops kingsleyae, 2283 nucleotides. It is a transcript of the gene fkbp16, whose product is annotated as FKBP prolyl isomerase 16. Gene Ontology annotation, biological process: protein folding; negative regulation of apoptotic process. Lineage: Eukaryota; Metazoa; Chordata; Actinopteri; Osteoglossiformes; Mormyridae. Gene Ontology annotation, cellular component: cytosol; endomembrane system; membrane. The record is from RefSeq and is a predicted model, not a curated record. Gene Ontology annotation, molecular function: protein folding chaperone; peptidyl-prolyl cis-trans isomerase activity; protein binding.
AGACAAAUCUCGCAUAAAUAAUCCUAAAUUGUCACGAGGUCAAUGAUUCAGUUCUGCUUUCUUUUGCCAAGAGUGAGAACCAGUGAGUUUGUUAUGCUGCUGGACCCAAUGGAAUUAUGGGUAACUCCUCCUGAAUGCUCAUUGGUUGAUGGCAGUUAUAGAAAUACAUUAUCUUGUCACGUGAUGGGUGACUAAGAAGCUUACAGGCGUUCGGGCAGAUUAGAUUUUGCUCCUUUAAUCUGGAAGAUUAUUGUCACACAAGCCUGAAACAUCCCUGGAGAGAACUGCAACUCAUUCACAGGAAUAUUUCAUCUUCUGAUCUUUUUUAAUUAUUGUGGGAUAUACAAUAAUAAGGAUAAGCACUACAGGACAGGAGUCCUGUUGAUCUCCUGUAGCGAUUGGAUAUUGGCAGAACUCAGCUAGUUCAUGCAAAGAUUUAGAUCAUCCUGGUCGGUGAAGCAUCUCGGUUUAAUACCACUUUGAGUGCAUGAUUUUGAAAACUACUGCAGGCUGGCAGCCAUAAGGAUUGGUGUCUAACAAUCUCAGCAGCAGGGCGACUACUUUCAGAGGACGGACACUCAUCAUUUUUUUGCAGAGAAGCUCCUGGAUGUCUGCCCUUCUGGAAUCCCUCUGGAAACCCUUGCAGAUGGUGGACUUUGGGUGUUAGUCGGGAGAUGCAGGAAGAACUUCAGGCAGCAGAAUCAGGGGAGAGCUUGGGCAGGCUGGGAGGGCCAACUGAGGCCUGUCCUGAUGCGGGGAUCCCGGGAACACCCAUGGUACCUAAUCUCUUUUCAAGUUCCCAGCCAAGGAGCAGACAGAGGCAGAGGGAGGAGGACAAUGGGGCCAGAAGCCUGGAUGAGGACAGCAUCCAGGGCCGCACCUCUGCUAGCCUGGCCCUGGAGGAGCCCGCCGUCCUGCUGGCCGACGGCAUCGAAGACGCCGUGGACAUUCGGGGGCUGAUGAAAGCGCCUGGCUGCGGGAAAACAGUCCGCUUUCAAAUACCACUGGCGGUGACUGAACACAAUGAAGAGAGCCUGUUUCCAGACUGGCAGCCUGAAGAAUGGACGACCUCCAUCUUUGAAGAGUUAUUCUCCGCAGAAGACUGGGUGGACAUCACAGAUGACGGACUACUGAGGAAGAAGAUUGUACAACAAGGCCUUCAGCAGUGGACCCGGCCCGUCUGGGGCCAGGAGGUCACCGUCAAGCUGCAGGGGAUCCUGGAGGACAGGACUGUGGUGGAGAAAGACUCCAAACUCGUGUUUGUCACUGGAGAAGGAGACGUCCACCAGGCCUUGGAGCGAUGUGCCGUGUCAAUGCAUCCUGAGGAAAUCUCGCUUCUACUCACCAACUCCCAGUACGCUUACGGACGUCAGGGAAGAGACCCUGAUGUUCCAGCCUGGGCCUCUCUGCUCUAUGAGGUCCAACUCCUGGGUUUCAGGGACAAACCAGACCCCCUGACUCUCUCGAUCCCGGACCGCAUACGGAUUGGCAACCAGAAACGGGAGAGAGGCAACUUCUGCUUUCAGAGGGAGGACUACAGCAUGGCUGCUAGAGUCUACUACAUGGCCCUGGAUGUCCUGACCACAACAUCCAGAGACUGGGACAGUGCACUGGAGACGGAGAUGGAGGAGGAGGUACGGGGAUACCACAUCAAGUGUCUCAAUAACUUGGCCACAGCGCAGCUGAAGAUGGAGCAGUUUGAUGAGGCUCUGAGCACCAGUAGGGAUGUACUGGCCCUGGACCCCCUCAAUGUCAAGGCCCUCUUCAGGAUGGGAAAGCUGCUGUCGGACAAAGGGGAGCUCGGCGAGGCUCUGGAAACGCUGAAAAAGGCCCUGAAGCUGGAGCCUUCCACCAAGGCCAUCCACGUGGAGCUGUCGAAGCUGGUGAAGAGACAGGCCAGACAGAACGAAACUCAAACGUGGAAGCGGAAACCCGCGCAGGUCUUCAGGGAAAACAUUGUACCGUUUUCAAAAUCGUCAGAGAAGGAUGCUUCAGAAAUUCCUUGGAAGUUCCUCUUUGGUGCCCUGGCAGUAGCCUUCGGAAGUUUGCUGACAUCAGUGAUACUGACCACGAGGAAUUAACUCACAGCUCACCUCCUGAUCAGGAGCAGGACGAAGCUCAAAGCAAGUGUGUCCUGGAGAAGGGAAAGUAGAACGUGCACACCUAUACUUUCUUACAGGAGGAGAGCCUGAACAACCUUGUCUGACUAAAGAAUCCAUGGGCACGCUCUGUUUUAAAGAAGUCUGACACUGACUAUGACUUAAUACACUAGAUCUGUCCAGA